AUGGUGAAAAGGGAAGAAACGAUUUUGGUUAUUCCGACGAUGGCCCGAACUCCGCUCAAAUCGUCGUUUUCGAUCAGUUCCAUCCUACCUGAGACGGCUCUGGAAGCGCCCAAGAGCCCGGAAAACCACCCGGAAACGGAACUGAGCGACUCGGACUGUGACUUGGACGUUACCGGAACGCCACCGCCGCUCGACUGCUCGAAGAACUCCCCGGAAAAGGAGUCCGAAGAGAAGAAAAGCAAAGAGAAACCUCCGUACAGUUACAACGCACUUAUCAUGAUGGCGAUCCGGAAUAGUCCGGAGAAAAGACUCACUCUUAACGGCAUCUACGAGUACAUAAUGCGCAACUUUCCGUACUACCGUGAAAACAAGCAAGGUUGGCAAAACUCCAUCCGGCACAACUUAAGUCUGAACAAAUGCUUCGUCAAAGUCCCGCGACAUUACGACGACCCCGGAAAGGGCAAUUACUGGAUGCUUGACCCUUCCGCCGAAGACGUGUUUAUCGGCGGCACCACCGGAAAGCUCCGGAGGCGGUCGACCGCCGCCUCCAGGUCCCGGCUCGCCGCCUUCAAGCGUACCAUCGCCUUGGGCGCGUUCUACCAGCCCCUGCAGCCAUUCCCGCCCCCGUAUCCCUUUUACCCCGGAACUUCGGCAAUGUUGGCGGCCUACCAACGGUACAACCCCUACCUGCAAGCCGCCUCCAUGCUCCCGAAGCCCACGCCACUCGUGCCCCAGCAAGGCUUCAACAUGGAGCGGCUGCUAGCCCCCUCGACGGAGGUCUCAGCGCCGUUUUUCCGACAACCGCUCGAUUUGUACAAUUUCCGGGUGCCCCAGCACCAAGUGCUGCAAUCGCCGUCGAGCACGUCCAGUUCACCGGAGCCCCGCAGUCCCGAAAGUCUGUUUAAACCAGUGACGGUGAUCUCGAGGCAGAGUUGA
This is a messenger RNA of Tribolium castaneum (red flour beetle), 936 nucleotides long. It is a transcript of the gene Slp, whose product is annotated as sloppy-paired. Gene Ontology annotation, cellular component: nucleus. Gene Ontology annotation, biological process: regulation of transcription by RNA polymerase II. The transcript has a single exon. Bases 1 to 936 code for a protein of 311 amino acids. The record is from RefSeq and is marked provisional. Gene Ontology annotation, molecular function: DNA-binding transcription factor activity; sequence-specific double-stranded DNA binding. Lineage: Eukaryota; Metazoa; Arthropoda; Insecta; Coleoptera; Tenebrionidae.